Messenger RNA from Mirounga angustirostris (Northern elephant seal), 9929 nucleotides. RefSeq names its product splicing regulatory glutamic acid and lysine rich protein 1 (gene SREK1). Lineage: Eukaryota; Metazoa; Chordata; Mammalia; Carnivora; Phocidae. The transcript is spliced from 11 exons. Gene Ontology annotation, cellular component: nucleoplasm. The coding region runs from base 5376 to 6914 and encodes 512 amino acids. Gene Ontology annotation, molecular function: RNA binding. The record is from RefSeq and is a predicted model, not a curated record.
CCUGUGUGUUACUACCUUUGGCUUUCCUAGAAAUUGGUAGGUAGAUAGUACAUUGUUGUGUGUGUGUGUUUAAGAAUGAGAUUUGGAGAAGAAAAGAAUUUUUACCUAAUAAUAAAAUAUAGUGGUUAAUUUAUUACUUAUGUAUGCUUGAGAUUUAAUAGCCAAACAUUUAAAAAAAUUCAUGAAUGACUUGUGGUUUGCUUUGGCUUUCUGUAGUCAAUUUGCAAGUUGUAAACAAAGCUUUCUGAAAUUAAAAUAUUAAAUUGGUGGGGGAAAUUACUUUAAAUUUAUAAACAAGUGAACAUUUGCCCCUGUGUACACAAUAUUAAUGAUAUGACAUAAAUAAAAACUGUACAUUUUGCCAAAUUUGGGGUUAAAUGGUAUUUAUGUUCAUUAGAAAAAUACUCAUAAUUUAAUCUCUGAAGUAUCCUCUUAAGAUAAUUCACCUUGUCAUUGACACCAUUAUUGCAUAUUCAUUGUGAUUGCUAUGCAACUGGAAUUUAUUUUUUUCUUUUAAUGGCUUGCUUUUCUUGGGGGGUGGGAUGUGUAAUUGAAUGGAAAGUAAUUUUCCAAAGCUUCCAUCAAGGAAAUAGUUGUGGAAGAUGGGAACAAGUCCAAAAGCCUUAUAGUUAUUAAAUUAAUUUAAGACUUAACCUGCUUUAAGAGCUAAUUAUUACCAAUACUUACUUUUUAGUUAUUUCCGUUUACAGAGCCAUUCACAUAUAAUAGGCUGUGCUGAAUUUGACAGUUCUGGUGUGUAGUUAACUUUUAUUUAGAGUACACACUGUGGUGUGUGUACAUUUAUUUUAGAAUAGGUUAUUGUAAUUUAAAUGUCCUUAAAGUAUGUUUUCCCUGGUGGAUGGUGGUAACUGUUGUACAAUGUAAAAAAUCUACCUGGAACAAUUUAAGGAGCUUUCAUAUGUAAUGUUUUAAAGCCUCUUUUAGAAACCAGGCUAAUAUUAAAAUAACUUGAUAUAUGGUACACAGUGCUGCACUUUUAAAGUUUGAUGCUUAUUUCAGAAUGCCUAUUCUGGGAUGUCAAUAACAUUACAGUUAGAUACAGUAGGUACCAUUCUUUUGGUUUUGAAGUCCCAGAAUAGGACAUUCUGGAUUUUUUCUCAGAUGAAUUUGAAAGUAUUUUUCCCAUGCCUGGGGAAAGGUAGAAUAAAAAUGGAUUAAAGUUAAUUAUUUGCUGUAUCUGUCCUUAUCUAUUGAUCUGUAAGGGGACAGUGAGCCCAGAAUUGGAGAGCAAGGUGAGAAAAGAGCUGGUAAAUGGUUUAGUUCUGCAUACCAAGUUCAUACCAGUUUCACACCAGGUAAACUGCAUGGGAAAAAAAUCAGAAGUUUUAUUAAAUGGGAAUAUUAACCAUAGAAAACUCUGCUACCAGUAGUGCAGGAUCUUGUAUUAUGUUAGCUUACUGAAUUGGAAGGAAGAAUUUUUGAUCAGUGUUGCUUUGUUGGAACCUUGCUAUAUUUCCAUAGAAUUUUUCAUAGAUUUGAGAAGCCCAUACUGUGAUUUGUCUUAAGUGUUCAAGGUUAUGGGCAUGUAGAGCUUCUCUUUUUUGUCUGUUUUACUUAAUAGAGCUUAAUAAAUACACAUUUUAUAAUAGCUCUUAAAUAUUUUUAAUAUUACCACUUUGAGACAGUUUCUCUGGUUUUGAACAUGAAAGUUUAAGCACAUUUUUAUUGCAGUUUAGUUGUAAGUAUUUUAGAACACUGAUAAAAUAAUUGCUAUUAGAGAAACAUUCAGAUACACAUUUUUCAUUAGUUUAACUAAAUACCACCGAAUAACCUUUUAGAAUCUGAGGAGUGUUACAGUGAGCUGUAAAGAUCUGAUUAUGCACCGCAAGCAAAGUAAUAAUGUGUUAUUAUACUAAAAAAGAUAGCAAAGUGAGUUUGAAAUAAACCAAAGGAAAGAGUUCCAGUGGAGUAAGUUCUUUUAGAGGAAGAUGGGGUGCUGUAAGCAUUCUUCUAUUUACUUCACUGGUUGCAUUCUUUCUUUGAUGUUAUAGAAACAGCAUUGUGAAAGAUACGAGAAAACCAUAGAAACAGUUUUAAGAAAAGUUUUUUCAUUUUCUUUCAAUUUGCUGUUUUUGUAAUGCAGUUUUGUAACAAGAUCCUAAGCUGUAUAAGUAAUGUUUGAUGUGUAAGAGUUUCAUGCGUAUUAAGCAUUAGCUAUUGUUAAUAAAACAUGCCAUUUCAAAAUAAAAUAUGCUUUCAUUAUACUUGUCCAGAUAUGACCUCUUUUUGUUGUUGCGUGCAUCUCAGAUUUCUUUUUUAUAAAUGUUAACACUUAGAAAAAGAUAAGGUCAAACAUAACAAGGGUGUCAAGCCUAAUCAUCAGUCGUAACUUUAUGUCCACAUUUUCUGGUAGAUGGAUUUUGACUAUUAAUUUGGUUUUGUAUGUUUUCUCUAUGUGAUAUUUGUGCAUUAUUAGAUGACUAGACUGGCCAAGGCAGACCUGUUACACUUGCCUGAGUUAGGCAUUGUUUGCCAUGCCACUAAACCUGCCGUCAAGUGAAACCUUCAUUGGGGAAAUGAGAUCGGAGUCUGAACCGCAGAAGAUGGACGCCCUGUCUCUGUUUUUUAUUGUUUUACUUUAAUUUCAUUUCUUUUUCUUUAUUUUGUCCCUUUUUUUGUUUUUGUUUUUGUUUUUGUUUUGUUAAAUCUCUUUCACUUUAACUUGUGAGCUGGUUUUCCAGUUCUUUGUAAAUGGUAUUCCAUUAAGGGUUCAUAACAUUGCUUUGCAGAUUAUAUUGGGAGAUGAUUAGCAGAGCUCAAUCUUAGAGUGAAAUAAAUUUUCAUAGUAAACCUAGGAUACAGUGUUGUGAAGCUCAGUGUGAGUCUUAAUUGGUGUUUAUAGACUGCAUAGUACAUUUUGUUCUCGAAACACUAAAACACUGUUAGAAUUCUUAGGAACAUUUCCUGACCUCAUUGCAACAUUUCAGAUUUUUCUCCCAAAUCUACAUCUUUCAUAAAAACCAAUUAACAGCUUCUAAUUUUCACCCCCCCCCCCCCCAGAAUUGUAGACAUACAGAAUCCUCAAGGAAAAUAAGUAAAUUUUUUAGAAUAAUCUAGGGAUAGAGGACAAGCAGAGACAUUCACUUUUUUGAUUUAUUUACUACAGAAAGAACUUAUUUCCUUGACUUACAAAGACUUUUACUUGCCUGUGUGGGGAAUGGAUAUUGGACAAACUUUGAAAACUUAACUUGGCAUGUGUAUUUCUCUGCUUGAAUUUUUUGAAAAAAUUUCAGGUGUUACUAGCUUCUAAAUGGAUUCUGAGAUUAGGACUAUUAAUACUCUGAGAUGUUUUUCCUCUCAGUUGUCUUUGAGGAGUAUAGUUUGGGAAAAAUGCUAAAUGCUUGUUUGUUUUAUAUUUUUAUAUACUCUGGUAGUAUUUGGAGGAUAAAUUUGAUAGAAUCCUGUCUUGGGAGUUAAGCAAUGGAACUUUUUUCUUAAGAUGUCUUUAAUGGUAAUUAAAAUAAAAAAUGUGCUUACAGUUAGACUUAAUAUUUAUAAUAGUUUAUUACUACUAUGAGAGGUAGUGAGAGUCAGAUAACUGAUUGAUACUUUCUUUAAGCCAAAAGUGAAAGUAUGAUAUUAAUUACUCAUCUUUUGGCCUGUGUUGAAUACUUUUUAUUUUGUGUAGUCUUUCUACACUGUCUUUUAUGGGCAGUUUUGCUUACUUAAUUGACAAGUAAUCUUAAAUUGGGGACAUUAAUAAAUUGAAACAAUUAGUUUGUUUUUUGGGUACAUAAAUUAGGGUGACAAAGCAUAAGAUUUAUGCUACAGGACCUCAGUCGAAUUUAUCAAGAUGUGUUCAGGUUUUAUAAGCAUUAAAAAUAAUACCUAUUUAUAACAGUUAAAAUGGGUCUGGUAGCAAUCUAAAUAGCUUAGUAUAUAUAGGUGGGUAUAUAGAUACAUGUAUUAAUACCAGUAACUAAUAAAUAUAAAAUAAAUUGUUAUUUGAUGUCUUCAGUAAGGCCUACCUACCUUUUAUUUAUGCAUGUUAAAAAAUCUGUGCUUGUGCAGAAUUUACACUGAAAUAAUAAAAUAACUGUUUUUGAAAUCAGUAAAUUAAUGUAGACUUAGAUGUUGCAAAAUUUAGGAAAAAGUAGACAUUUGUUAAAGCUAAUCAAAUGUAAUUUUUCUGUUCCUAUAAAUAAGGUGUAACCAUUAUUUAAAGCAAAAUUUAAAAGCUGUCUUGAAUUCCAUCCAUGUUUAGAGGUAUAUUCAGAUAAUAUUGUUUAGAGAUUUAUCCCUCCACAUCUGGUUGUUUUAAGUAGAAUUUUUACUUCUAAAAUCCAGCAUGGUGCUUUUGAAAACUUACUCCAUAUGCUAUUUCCAAUUUAGUGUGACUUUCUACAGUGUGUUUUAAAUUAUUUUUGAGGACUCCAUAAUGGAAAUAGAUAGCCAACUACAUAUAACUAUAAGUAGUUCUUCCAAAAUAGAUAUACGUAGUCAACUUUCUAAGAGAUAAUUUUAGCGGUGUCAGUAAGAAAGAGAGGACACAAAGGGAAAAUGUGUGAAAGUUGCAGUUCAUAUCAAAAUUAAUUGAUAAGAGUCUAGUAAUUAAAAGGCAGAUUGAUGAACUUUAGAAUAAAUUUUUCAUUUUUUAGUUGUAAGGAUUUUUUUUCUUUUUAGUGUCUAAGAUUAUUUUAGUGUUACUGUCAUUUUUAUUAGGCAGUUAAGAUGUUUAUAAGCAAGACAUUUAGGCAUUAACCCCCUUCUUCAGAUAAGUAUACAUAAAUUGGUUCUAAAAGUCAGGACUUUAAGAAGUUUCCUGAGACAAGGGAACUUUUUUUGUUAGUGAUUCUCAAAAAUUUUAGUAGUUUCACAAGGCAUAGUUUUUGGAAUUGGAUUCUUUUAGGCAUCUCUGACCUGGUUGGUGAGAUGUCUUUUUAACCGGCUGGGUGUAGGCAUCCUUUAAAUUGAAGCUGAUUACAUGGAGUAGGCUUUUGGUUUUUUUCUGUCUACUUGAAAUUGAAUGGAAUUUAUUGGAAGGUUAUCAAAACUGUUUGCAUCACCAGUAGGUAGUUUUAGUAACCAGGAGCACUCAUUAAGGAACAAAUUUCAAUUCGCACAUAUUUGUUUUUUCUUUUUCUUUUUUUUGACUAAUUUGGUUAUUUGCCAUUUCUGGGGAUUAAACUUUAAAAAAUGUUCUUCUUUUCUGUAUCUGAUGUUCUGUGUGCUAUUAGUGAUGCAGCCAACACGAACGGUUGUCAUGUGUAACACAACUUUCGAUCACCGCGAAAACACCGUCCUGGGAAAGCGUCCAUGCUUGAUAUCGUUUGGUUCAUGAACAUUAAGUUUCCAGUACAGGUAAAAUUCCAGAGGAAUCCAAAGCCCUCUCUUUAUUGGCUCCUGCUCCAACCAUGACAAGUCUAAUGCCUGGUGCAGGCUUGCUUCCCAUACCGACCCCAAAUCCCCUGACUACAUUGGGUGUUUCCCUUAGCAGUUUGGGAGCCAUACCAGCAGCAGCACUAGACCCCAACAUUGCAACACUUGGAGAAAUACCACAGCCACCACUUAUGGGAAAUGUGGAUCCUUCCAAAAUUGAUGAAAUUAGGAGAACAGUCUAUGUUGGCAAUUUGAAUUCCCAGACAACGACAGCUGAUCAGCUACUUGAAUUUUUUAAACAAGUUGGAGAAGUGAAGUUUGUGCGGAUGGCAGGUGAUGAGACUCAGCCAACUCGGUUUGCUUUUGUGGAAUUUGCAGACCAAAAUUCUGUACCAAGGGCCCUUGCUUUUAAUGGAGUUAUGUUUGGAGACAGGCCACUGAAAAUUAAUCACUCCAACAAUGCAAUAGUAAAACCCCCUGAGAUGACACCUCAGGCUGCAGCUAAGGAGUUAGAAGAAGUAAUGAAGCGAGUACGAGAGGCUCAGUCCUUUAUCUCAGCAGCCAUUGAACCAGAGUCUGGAAAGAGCAAUGAAAGAAAAGGCGGUCGAUCUCGUUCCCACACUCGUUCAAAAUCCAGGUCUAGCUCAAAAUCCCAUUCUAGACGAAAAAGAUCACAGUCAAAACACAGGAGUAGAUCCCAUAAUAGAUCACGUUCAAGACAAAAAGACAGACGUAGAUCUAAGAGCCCACAUAAAAAACGCUCUAAAUCAAGGGAGAGACGGAAGUCAAGGAGUCGUUCGCGUUCACGGGACAAGAGAAAAGACACCCGAGAAAAGAUCAAGGAAAAGGAAAGAGUGAAAGAAAAAGAUAGAGAAAAGGAAAGGGAAAAAGAGAGAGACAGGGAGAAGGAACGUGAAAAAGAAAAGGAACGGGGUAAAAACAAAGAGAAAGACCGGGAUAAAGAACGGGAAAAGGACCGGGAUAAAGACAAGGAAAAGGACAGAGAGAGAGAGCGGGAGAAAGAACAUGACAAGGAGCGAGACAAGGAAAAGGAACAGGACAAAGAAAAGGAACGAGACAAGGACAGAUCGAAAGAGAUAGAUGAGAAAAGAAAGAAGGAUAAAAAAUCCAGAACACCACCCAGAAGUUACAAUGCAUCAAGAAGAUCUCGUAGUUCCAGCAGGGAAAGGCGUAGGAGGAGGAGCAGGAGUUCUUCCAGAUCACCAAGAACAUCAAAAACUAUAAAAAGGAAAUCUUCUAGAUCUCCAUCCCCUAGGAGCAGAAAUAAGAAGGAUAAAAAGAGAGAAAAAGAAAGGGACCACAUUAGUGAAAGAAGAGAGAGAGAACGUUCAAGCUCUACAAGAAAGAGUUCUAAUGACCGAGAUGGAAAGGAAAAGUUGGAGAAGAACAAUACUUCACUUAAAGAGAAGGAACACAAUAAAGAACCAGAUUCAAGCGUGGGCAAAGAAGUAGAUGACAAGGAUGCACCAAGGACUGAGGAAAACAAAGUACAGCAAAAUGGGAAUUGUCAGCCAAAUGAAGAAAACCUCUCUACCAAAACAGAAGCAGUAUAGGACUGACAAAUGCACCUCUGAACACAUGCUGGAAUAAAAUCCAAAGCUUUUGAUUCUCUCGACAAGAUGUUAAACAGUGAAGAAAUCCAGUUGAGCAUAAAGAUACAGACUAACAGCUUUUCUAGUUGUUAGGUGACUUUGUGGCCAUCUUGUUACGGAGUAAGAAAAUAAAGCAUGGACAUCGUGAAAAUAACACGUGUUACCCAAACUCAUCUUCUAGAAUCUGUGCAUUUCCAUGGUGGCUGACACACUUGUCAUGUGGUUUGUUAGUGUUUGCCGAACUAUUACAAAUAAAUGGGACAUCAAAAAUCCAAAUUUGUACUAUCCGUAAAGACUGGAGAUAAGCAUUGGAGGUUCUUUUAAAAAAUGGUAGUUGCUGAAUUUUGUAUUGUUUUACUUUUUUUUUCUUUUUAAAUUUCAGUAUAUACAGAUUUGAUGAUGUGCUUGAAAUCGGUGCAAAUAUAUACACACCCUUGUAAGUGCAGAGUAUGUAAGAAGUUUUAAACAUUUACUUCACAGGAUUUAUGGUGAUUGUGUUAAAUUCUCACUAUUGUGUUUUCUUUUGCUCACUGUUUAGGACAACAGUUUUUGUUUUUGUUAAAAUAGUUUUACAGACUAAAAUUGCUUAACUAAGUGGUUUAACAAACAACUGACAAUGCAUGCUCCUGUUCUCUUUCAAAAGGAAGAGCACCCAUGUCGAAUACUAAUAAUAAUGUAUUAGUAUUCGGUUUUAGAGUCAUUGGGUCUCCCCACAAAGUAAGCAUUUCUUUUUGAACUUUGUUGACAUUUCCAAGCUUAUUAGGAAUAACAUUGCAGUGUGUGUUGUCCGCUGUGGGUGGCAAAGGUGCCGUUAUGAAAAGAAAACUGGGUUUUCAAAAUGGGCUAUGGGAGCACAAGCUGAAGCUUUAGUGCCUUCUACAAUGUGGUAUGCUGUUUUCUAGAAUUUUAUAUGUGCUAGUCAUUCUCAGUUCAUAGGGAAUGUAGAUGGAUAUUCCAUUCACUCCCAGAGAGAAGUGUGCAAGUGGUAUGUCAGAAGAGCUUCUUACAUAGUUCACCUAACAUGAGGGAAGUCCUGUUUUCAAGAAUGACUUUAGAGCUUAAAACAACCAUGCAGUUUUGGGACCAUCAGUUUUAUACUGUGAUAAUUGAAAAUGAAGCAUGUUCUUACUUGACUUAAAUCAAAGCAAACACUUUCGUUGUCUCCAUUGGAUGGCCUUAAUUAUUACCUCUUAAUUAUCUUCUCAUAAAUGAUGUGCAGAAAUUCUAUGUAAAGGAGAACACAUGAGGUUAUUUGUUUUAAGGAUAUGUUUACUUGAGUUUAAAAUAUAGGUCAUCCGUUACUCUUAGGCUCACUUUCUGCAGGAAGUAACAAGUAGUAAAAUGACAACAUUGCUAAUAUUUUCCCCCAAAGCCAUAACUCAUAGUUUCAGAAAUCUUUUCAUUAUUGUUUUGUUUCCCCAAAGUUACACCUUUUAAUUAGCAUGUUAUUAAAAAAAUCAAGUAUAAUUAUUUUAAUGCAGUCUAAUACAAUCAGAUUACUCCGUUGCCUUACCUCAUGGGAAGAAUUACUUAUAGAUUUAAAAAGCUGAGUAGCUCAUCAGUUACUUGGUUUCAACUUGAGUUUUCUUUUAAUGUUAAUACUAUUGAAACUUAAGUAUUUGGUAGAGAAUGGAAAGAAUUGCCCUUAUUGCAAUGAAGCCUGGUUUGAUUAUGAAGCUGCUUAAUUACUCUUUCAUGUGUUCAGAAUUACUGUGUUUUUUUUUUUCCUUUUUGUCACUGUGUACAUUAAAAUUUUUGAAAAUGCUUUACUAUGUAAAGUAUAGAUGGUCAUUUUAAUCAUUCAACCACAUAAGGUUGGCUGGUAAACAGCUUAUUCUGAUACAAGAAUGCUUGGGUGCAUAUGGAAAGAUUGUGAAGGAGUGUGUGUCUUGCAUCAACAAUUGUCUUAUUUAUAAUAUGUAAGUAGAAUAGAGCAAAUGUUUGAAUCUUUGUUAUUUUUAGUACCAUUUCUCUAAUAAAGCUAAGUAUUUUAGAGGAAAGUAUUUGUUUAUGCAUUUCAAAACAGCAUCUUAGUUUAUCAUGUUUUAGUUGGCAUAGAGAUUGUUUCGACAUGAAGAAUGAAUGUGUGGUGUCUAUAAAACAAUCAUUUAAAGUUUGAGUUAUUUCUUGUACUCUGGACUCUUAAUGUUUUCUGUGUUGGCAGUUAACACACUUAAUUUGGUUCUUGCUGCUAAUUAUUUUUCCUGUUGGUGAUAUUCAGCUUUAAAAUGAUACUUCUUUUGAAAGACUGAUAUAUGAAAGUUGGACCUGGAUAGGAAUACAAGAGAUCCAGACGAAGUGAAAAAAUGUUCUUAAAUGGGCUUAUGGAAGCAAAGCUUUUUAGGGCCUGGAGGUAUUGGAGUGAGUGUGAGUAUGCGUGUGUGUGUGUGUGAGAGAGAGAGAUUGAGAGAGACAGAUCGAGAGAGAGAGAGAGAGAGAGAGAGAGAAAGACAUAUUUUUUCUUUGUUCACUUAUAGGAGCCUGGUAGGUUUCCAUUUAUUUGUUAUUUUCUUUUAAGGCAUUUUGUUUUUUUCUUUAAGGCUAUUCUUUUUCAACCCAGGUAGAUGUCAGGAAAACUUGAGGUAAGGCAAAGAAGAUAGCCAUUUUAUAUGUGAUCCCUUUAUAAUUAUUUUUUUUAGCUUGAUUAUACAGAGAGUACAUUCUGUUCCUUAAUUGUGUUGCUAUUCAUCAUUUUAGACAAAUUCUGUUGAUCCUCUUGUUCUUUCUUUUCAGCAAUGCAUAAUGAAUUAUUUAUAUUAAGAUGGGCCUUCAUAAUAAGCUGGCUAGUUUCAUAUGUGAAAACAAGUAUAAAUCCUUAACUUCUGCAAUUGUCUCAUUAUUCUCAAUCAAAUCUAACUAAUUUAUAAUUGCAAACACUAAUCAGCUUGUGAUUUUGUUCAGAUUUCUUAUAUUCAGGAGGUUAGUCUAUAUAUGCUAUGUUGAUCUUCAGAAAUGUCAGAGACUUAAAUUUUGAAA